Molecule: messenger RNA, 372 nt
Organism: Acanthamoeba castellanii str. Neff
Lineage: Eukaryota; Discosea; Longamoebia; Acanthamoebidae
Exons: 4
Coding region: 1-372 (123 amino acids)
Source: RefSeq, a predicted model, not a curated record
AUGAGCAUACCCCUCUGCAGCCAGCACGCCCUGCUCACCCGCCGGCGCGUGCCGCUGUGGGUCGUCGCCACCUCGCUCGUCGGGUCCUUCCUGGGCAUCUUCCUCGUCGGCCUCCUCGACGACUUCCUCUACUCGCCCGGCGACGUCCCGCUCAAUCUGGUGGGCGGACAUGCCCUCUCCUCGUUCAUCGGAGGAGCGAGCGCGAUCAUAGCCGUGUUGGCUUCGGGGAAGGUGGUGGAGGCCGGCUACUACUACGUGGUCACCACGGUGCUGGGCGCGCUCGUCAUGCUGGCUGUCGCGCUCGCCGUCAACAAUCUCCCCCGGCCACCAAACCUCAGGCACGCACCGCCUCUUCGACCGAAAAACAAAUAA